This is a messenger RNA of Hevea brasiliensis (rubber tree), 1337 nucleotides long. RefSeq lists its product as uncharacterized. The record is from RefSeq and is a predicted model, not a curated record. Gene Ontology annotation, molecular function: RNA binding. Gene Ontology annotation, cellular component: nuclear exosome (RNase complex); cytoplasm. Gene Ontology annotation, biological process: RNA processing. NCBI's taxonomy places the organism in Eukaryota, Viridiplantae, Streptophyta, Magnoliopsida, Malpighiales, Euphorbiaceae. The coding region runs from base 1 to 981 and encodes 326 amino acids. The transcript is spliced from 8 exons.
AUGGCCAACCGAGAAGAUCCUGUUCCUGAUUCUUGUGGUGCUCUAACCAUAGAUGGGGAUGGAAAGUUGAAGAUCACUUAUCAAGGAGGCCUGCCAAUAUUUAUUAAUCCUGAUAUGGCUGCAAAGAAUUUAGGCAUGAAUCUCAAGACUGGGCAUAAUUGGUCACUAACUUCAUGGUUAAGUGAAAAAGUUCCAGAUCCAGGGGCUUUCAAGCUAGGCCUAGAUCCAAGUGGUGCUAAUGAGCUAGUUAAAAUUUUGGUCACUGCCCCAAUAAUCUGCUGUGGGCUGGGCUUAGUGGGUCAUUUUCUGGGUUGCGAAUUUGAGGCGAUUCAUUCGCUUAGCACAUACGAGGAAGAAGAGCAGCAGACAGAGCUAGGGAUAAUGCAAGAAGAACCGGAGAUGGUGACACCAGGAGUGGUGUUAGGGAAAGCAGCUGAAGUGAAACCAGGGAAAGGUGCGUACUUGGCACCCUAUCGUAACACUGAAAUCCUCUACGUCUACUCCUCCCUCGCGGGUGUCCGCCGCACUCUGUCGCCUCCCCCCGACUCUCCCGACCAGAGGCCAGUUGUGGAAAUAAUUGGACACAAGGCUCAGGGUGCUGUUCCAGAGCCUGGUUCUGUUGUCAUUGCCCGAGUUACUAAAGUGAUGGCUAAAAUGGCAUCGGCUGACAUUAUGUGUGUUGGUCCCAAGUCUGUGCAAGAAAAGUUCACUGGCAUAAUUAGGCAACAAGACGUAAGAGCUACUGAGAUUGACAAAGUGGAUAUGCAUUUAUCUUUUCGGCCUGGUGACAUUGUCAGAGCUCUAGUGUUGUCCCUUGGAGAUGCACGGGCUUAUUACCUUUCUACUGCCAAGAAUGAGUUGGGUGUUGUAUCUGCAGAGAGCACAGCAGGUGCAACAAUGGUUCCCAUAAGCUGGACAGAGAUGCAAUGCUCAUUGACUGGCCAAAUUGAGCAAAGAAAAGUUGCUAAGGUUGGAAGCUGACCUUGGUGUAAAAACAGGCCACAUUGAAAAUUUAAGAUAUACUUCAGCAUGUGUAUCUUCCUGAAAUUUUAUGGAGGAAGUGCACUAUGAAUUUCUUCUUAGUUGGGAGAUCAAUGUUCUUCCUAGUUUUGGUUCUUGCUAUAUGAAACCCUUAUACUUGGGAGCAAUUCCAAGUCUCAUGUCGACAAUUUGCAGGUUGUGUUGUUCUCUCUUGUUCACUGUCUGCUACUGCUGAUACUGAACUUGUGUAACAAACACAACAAUUAGCUGCAGGAGUCUUUAGUUUAGCUCAAAUCAUUUGUUUUCAUGUGAUUUUGUUAUAAACAGAGCCUUGAACUAUCAUUAUCAUGUUUUUA